AUGAGCGGAUCGGCGCAGGACCCUGUCGUACUUGCUCCGGACUCUAGCCCUAUACGCGACGCGCAGAAUACCAUGCGCCGCGGGCUUGAGGCAUUCCAGUACCGUGGCCCCGGCGCCGUCGCGCCGGCAUUUCAUUCGGACGUUUCCUCCGAAGCAAGCCAUCUUUCCGACACGCGGCCCAGCAGCGACGAAAGCGUGCCAAAAGUCAUGCCACGGCCUGCUACGUACGCGCCGUCUGAGAGUAUUAUACAGAUCAAGGCAACGCGUCUUUCACGUCUGUUUUCGAGUUACUCAGUGGCGGAAUGUACCGAGGUGCUGCGCCAGUCGAAUUACGACCUCGGCGAGGCAAUCGAGAAAUUAAGGCCCAAGAUGGUUGCGCCACCACCGAUGCCUGUUCUUGCUCCUGCGCCCGUGCAGGCACAGCGUCGGCCUGCGGCUCGUCCGCCUUCCAAGAAACCGGCAAAACGUCGCGCACGCAUGGACUCGGACUCGGACAGCGAUGCGUCUAUCAGUCUUGACGGUGCAUCGACCGACGAAGAGGUCUACGGGGAUACAGAUGAACGAUAUGCACAUCAGCAACAAAGCGCGCUAGGAUGGUUCAACCAGGUCAACGAGAGCGGCCUUGUCGAUAGCAUCAACUGCUCCUUGGACCAGGCCAACACCAUUGCACGCUUGCGACCAUUUGACUCUGUAGACGACGUCUACGAGCGCCUUGGCGAUAAAGCCGCCAAAGGCGUAUCGCCCCGCCUCUUUACCAAUUGUGUGGAGCUUAUGGCGGGAUACAUGGAAGUCGACGAAGUGCUGGCCAAGUGCGAAACAAUUGGCUCCGAGCUGCACGAGGCGAUGCGCCACUGGUGCUCAGAGAGCACUGCGGAUGAUUCUUUGGGCGCACUAAACAUUGCCGAAGUCAAGCGCAACGGCACGAUAGAAGACGAAAAUUACUUGCAAGAACAACCGUCUAACCUGGCAAAAGACGUCGUGCUCAAAGACUACCAGCUUCUCGGCGUCAGUUGGCUGAAUCUCAUGUACCGCAAACACACCUCGGCAAUCCUUGCAGACGAGAUGGGUCUUGGCAAGACGGCACAGGUGAUCUCCUUUUUUGCGUACCUCAAGCAGCAGGGCGUGCGCAAAGGACCGCACCUUGUCAUUGCGCCCUCCUCCGUGCUGGAAAAUUGGUCCAGGGAAUUUCAGCGGUUUGCGCCUUCGCUCCGUGUGGAAGUAUACUACGGCUCGCAGGCAGAGCGGCGAUUGCUCCGCAGCGAUUUGAAGGCGCGCGACAACUAUGAUGUGAUGCUCACGACCUACGACAUGGCCACCGGCAGCUCCGACGAUCACGGCUUCCUCCGCAAGCGCGGGUUCGACGUGUGUGUGUUUGACGAGGGACACAUGCUCAAGAACCGCAAAUCGCAAAAGUACGCCAAGCUUUUGCGGAUCGUCGCACGCUGGCGCCUGCUCCUGACCGGCACACCGCUGCAGAACAACUUGCAGGAGCUCGUCUCACUGCUCAACUUCAUUCUGCCCGACUACUUUACCGACGCAGAAGAGGCGCUCGCCGCGAUCUUCAAGGUCAAGCAGGGCGCAAACACCUCGCAGCUUUCCAAGCAGCGCGUGGAACGUGCAAAACGCAUGAUGCAACCGUUCGUUCUGCGGCGGCGCAAGCACAAGGUGCUCGAUGGGCUCGCGGAAAAGACGGAGCGCGUCGAGUACUGUGCCUUGACCGACGCGCAGCAGGAAUUGUAUCGCGAUGCAUUGCAGCGCACGAAGACGGCGCUUGCAGAGGAGGACGCAACACAAAAGAGCAGCGCAAAGGACACGAGCAAUGUGCUGAUGGAUCUGCGCAAAGGAGCAAACCAUCCCCUUCUUUUCCGCCGACUCUACGACCAGAAGAAAAUAGCCGCGCUCGCCAAGGAUUACGUGCGCGAGCCGGAGCAUGCAGAAGAGAACUUGCAGCACCUCAAGGAAGACUUCGCGAUCAACACGGACGCCGAAUUGUCGCUUCUUGCACGAUCGUGGCGGAGCACUGCAAAGCAUGUCCUUCCCCCGAAAGAAUGGAUGAACUCGGGCAAGGUUCAGGCGCUGCAGCGUAUCAUCGAAGAGGCGCGUGCGCAAGGAGACAGGCUUCUUAUUUUCAGCCAGUUUACCUCCAUGCUGGAUAUCCUGUGUGUGUGCUUAAAGCAUCUCGGCGUUCCUUACCUCGGCUUCACAGGGCAGACGCAUGUGGGCGACCGCCAGCACAUUGUCGACCACUUCACCAACGACCCCGACAUUCCUGUGUUUUUGCUUUCCACACGCGCCGGCGGUUUGGGCAUCAAUUUGGUCGCGGCAAAUUGGGUCGUCUUGUUUGACCAAGACUUUAACCCGCAGAACGACAAGCAGGCCACCGACCGUUGCUACCGCAUUGGCCAGACAAAGCCCGUCCAAGUGAUUAGGUUGAUCAGCCGCGGGACGAUUGACGAGGAUAUUCUCGCGCUUGCCGGUCGCAAACUAGAGUUGGCCGAGCGAGUCAGUGGGGAAAACGACGAGGAAGAUGCAGGCGAGGUGGUCGAAUCGGAGAUCAAGGGGCGUUUGGCCACAUCACUGCUCUCCCAGGUACGCGGUCGCUUGGACGAGGCAAAUAGGACGUAG
Messenger RNA from Malassezia vespertilionis, 2625 nucleotides. It is a transcript of the gene FUN30, whose product is annotated as DNA helicase. The record is from RefSeq and is a predicted model, not a curated record. Gene Ontology annotation, cellular component: nucleus. Gene Ontology annotation, molecular function: chromatin binding; ATP binding; DNA binding. NCBI's taxonomy places the organism in Eukaryota, Fungi, Basidiomycota, Malasseziomycetes, Malasseziales, Malasseziaceae. The transcript has a single exon. Bases 1 to 2625 code for a protein of 874 amino acids.